Linum trigynum is the source of this 428-nucleotide messenger RNA. The record is from the annotation of a GenBank genome assembly. Lineage: Eukaryota; Viridiplantae; Streptophyta; Magnoliopsida; Malpighiales; Linaceae.
GACGAUCUGCCACCGCCCUACCGAUUUUAAUUAGAAUAGUAGAACCUAUCUCGCAACUCAUGCGAUGGCGAGAAGACCACCACAUCGUUUCACUCCACCUCACUUCACAGCCCCGUCGCCUCCAAACGUCGGCCACCACUCCCGAGAGUCCUCCUCCACGAGGUUCUCUGGCUCACUCAAGCAUAGAUAUGUGAAGAUCUUCAACGCUGCUCAAGAGAUGGCGCGGGAUACGGUGACAACCCUUUUUAGGUGGUCGGAGCGAGUGUAAUUCAAGUAUUUUGCCGGAGAAAGUAUGUCGGUCGGAAAAAGGAAGAGAGUUGUAUUUAUUGUAGGAUUUAAAUUUUAAAAAAGCAUGUAUUUAAUAUGGGUUUUAAUUCCCAAUCUAUAAUUAAUACAAAAAAUUUUAUUAAUAAAAUUAUUUUUUUGAC